Meloidogyne enterolobii is the source of this 1186-nucleotide messenger RNA. NCBI's taxonomy places the organism in Eukaryota, Metazoa, Nematoda, Chromadorea, Rhabditida, Meloidogynidae. The record is from the annotation of a GenBank genome assembly.
UUUUUGCUUGUUUCGGUCUUUUAACCCCUUUUUGGCCAUUCUGUCUUUUUUGUAUCGGUCUUUCUACUAAUCGGUCUUGUAUAGGGAGUGUGGCUAUUUUCAUUUCCUUCCUCAAAAUAUUAAAAAUGGUCGGACUUAAAACGUGUCUUCUUUAUCACCACAUUCUCGUUCGUUAUCUUCUGAAGCUAAACAAAAUUUUCAAAUUCUUUAGGCUUUGAAAUUUUUUUUUCAUUAUUUUUUCGAGUAAUUGAUAGAAUAGCAACGACUUGACACUGACAUUUUCCAAAAUUAAAUUAGCUUAACCAAUUUGCGUUAAUAUUUAGUUCAAAUUCAUUUGGCGUCACUUAUCGAUUUUCAUUAGUUUCCGGAGUUUGCAUUUUCUUGUUGUUUCCCUUGUUCUCUUGUUUGUCCAAUAUAAUUUUUAUGAUCUUCAAUUUCUACCCUUGAAUAAUUCGAGAAUCUUCCACACCUUGCAUUAGGGAGAUUUGACUGGGUUGUCAAUUUCCUUUCAAUAAUUUUGGGACUUCCACUGCAAGCUGGGUCUGGCCUUGAUAUGUUUUUCUCCAAGAGUUUUUUCCCUGAUUUAAACAAGGAAGCCUUUUUAUUUCUCCCCUCCUCUUUCAUUACUUAUUUAUGCUUCGCCUUAAUGUAUCCUUCCAUGAUUUUUAAUUUCUUUAUAUGUAAAUUUUUCAGAGUUUUUUUUAAACAAAAAUGUUAACAACGACGAAGUUUAUUCGGAUCUCUUCAAUUCUUUUAUUUUUGUCAAAUGAGAAGCAACAGUUCUGGUACUGUUCGUAUAGCUGAAGUUGAUGAAGCGAAUCUUCUGCAUUGGGUUCUGCUCCUCUAUCCUGAUCGUGAGCCUUACAACCGUGGAGCCUUUCGUGUCACCGUGGACUUUCCAACCGGAUAUCCUUUCAACCCUCCACGUGUUACGUUUGUGACUAAGAUAUAUCACCCUAAUGUUGAUGACAAAGGUCAGGUUUGUUUGGGCAUCAUUCAAGCUGAGAACUGGAAGCCGGCUACACGAACGGAGCAAGUUAUCAAUGCGUUGGUUUCGCUUAUUGCUGAGCCAGAAAUUAAUCAUCCGCUUAGGGCUGACUUAGCUGAGGAAUUCCAAAAGGAUAAGAAGAAGUUUCUUAAGAAUGCUGAGGACUACUCGAAGAAACAUGCUGAAAGGCGUGAUUGA